GCGCGUUUCCUGACUGAAGUGCUGAACUGUCCCUCGCCGGCCGCCGUCGCAGCGCCUCCUCCGCGGUAGAGAUGGCUGAAGCCCCUCCACGGCCCUGCCUGUUCUUCUGUCACCGCUGCUCGGCGGAGAUCACACCGCGUUUACCGGACUACACAUGUCCACACUGUGAAUCUGGGUUUAUUGAGGAAUUGCCUGAAGAGAGAAGUAGUGACAAUGUGUCAUCAUCCAGUACCUCUGCCGGAGAUCAGAACCGCCCAUUUAUGGAGAACACGGACCAUCAACACUUAUUCACAUUUCCCACUGGAUAUGGACCAUUUGCCCUUGGUAUUUUUGAUGAAAACUUUGACCUUCGGACGCGAUUAUCCACAGAGGACAAUCGAGAGGCAGAAAACAGGAGAGAAAGGGAAAUGGCAUCACGGCAACGAUACAGUGCAAGGCAGCCCCGGGGUCGACAUGUACCUCGACGACAGGGAAUGCGCCACGAAGGCGUGCCCACAUUAGAGGGAAUUAUUCAGCAGCUAGUAAAUGGAAUCAUAGCACCUACAGCCAUGCCAAAUAUCGGGAUGGGACCAUGGGGUAUGCUACAUUCCAAUCCAAUGGAUUAUGCCUGGGGUGCCAACGGACUCGAUGCUAUCAUCACACAGUUAUUAAACCAAUUUGAAAAUACUGGUCCUCCUCCUGCAGACAGAGAAAGAAUAAAGAGUUUGCCAACAAUUUCCAUCACGCAAGAACACGUUAGUGCUGGUUUAGAGUGUCCCGUAUGCAAAGAAGACUACAGUGUCGCAGAGAGUGUUAGGCAACUACCAUGCAAUCAUUUGUUUCAUAAUGACUGUAUAGUACCGUGGCUGGAGCAGCAUGAUACGUGUCCUGUGUGCCGAAAGAGUCUUAGUGGACAGAACACUGCCACAGACCCACCAGAGUUAUCAGGAAUGAACUUCUCUCCCUCUUCCUCCUCUUCAUCCUCCCCAAGCUCCCCUAGUAAUGAGAAUGCUGCCAGCAACUCAUAGAUUUUAACCACCUGUAAACAUCUGAAAGCUCUACGCCAAGCUGGGACCCAACAUCUCUUCUGUGCAGCUCAGACCAAGACAGUUAUUGUCUCAGUUCUUGGGGACAAACUCAACUUUAGUCAUCAUUCCUCCCCCUGUGCUGCACAGAUGCUGGGUCCAGCUCCUGCUGCUAUUUUUACUGAGUAUGUGAGGAGUUUAGACUUAGUUGAAAGAGGAUCCAGAAAGGAUAUAAAAUAUAAUACAAGUGGGACUGGAAACUUGUCCUUGAAAUGUCUCCUUGCCAAAAGGUUAGGAUAUAUUUUAUAUUUAAAAGACAAAAUGCUCUUUUUAAAGAAAAAAAUAAAUAAAGAAGAACAACAAAAAACAAACAUUGCCUGUGGGGGUGCAGUUCAUUGAUGCAUUGAUUGAAAAUUAAUUCUGAAAUGUCAGCCACUGUACAGCUGACACUUCACACUAAGAUCCCCAAGGAGACAAAUGGACAUUUUGCAUUUUAGUUUUUUUCUUUUUUUAAUUUAUUUAUUAGCACAUUUUGUUUUGCACAGGAUUCUGCCUGAUCUGAGUGAAUGUGAGUAUUUGAAUAAUGUGAAUCUGAUAAACUACUGUAUAAAAACAUGAUUUUUUUUUUUCAAUUUUAGUCUUGGCAAUUAAUAAAUCUUUGAAGAUGUG
Cololabis saira (Pacific saury) is the source of this 1673-nucleotide messenger RNA. RefSeq names its product ring finger protein 126 (gene rnf126). The coding region runs from base 72 to 1007 and encodes 311 amino acids. The transcript has 9 exons. Gene Ontology annotation, molecular function: ubiquitin protein ligase activity. Gene Ontology annotation, cellular component: cytoplasm. The record is from RefSeq and is a predicted model, not a curated record. Lineage: Eukaryota; Metazoa; Chordata; Actinopteri; Beloniformes; Belonidae. Gene Ontology annotation, biological process: protein ubiquitination.